Messenger RNA from Rangifer tarandus platyrhynchus (Svalbard reindeer), 672 nucleotides. NCBI's taxonomy places the organism in Eukaryota, Metazoa, Chordata, Mammalia, Artiodactyla, Cervidae. The record is from the annotation of a GenBank genome assembly.
AUGGAGCAGGGGAGCCGCUGGGCUGAGAGCCCCACGCCUGUGAGGGUGGAGACCAAGCCCUGCCGUGGGCGCUGGAGAGCUCCCAGCCUGCUGCUGCUGCUGGCGCUGGCCACCACCGCUGCUGUGGCUGGAGGGCUCCUUGGUUUCAGCCACAGUCCUUCCCAGCCCCCGCUGCAGACGCUCCGCCUGAGCCUCCCCAGCCCGGGCAUGCCCCGGUCCAACCAAACCGAGCAGGUGGACGUGGCCCAGAACGUGGCAACCAUCCGGGUGACUCCAGCCCAGAGCAACCACAGCUGGGCAGUGCUAUUUGAUGGGCAGAGCGGCUACGUCUGUUACCGGCCCUCGGAACACCGGGCCUGCUUCCUGCGCCUGAUGGAACCCCGAGACCGUGAGGCUCUGCAGCUGAUGGUGAACACCUCUCAGCUCCAGGCAACGCGAAGCCCCAGCCAGGACACCCACUACGCCCAGGAGCUGCUGGCAGUGCUUGGGAGCCAAGAGGUGGACCCUGCCCAGGUCGGGGCUCCCGUGCGGCACCUUUGUGCCAAGACCCCCAUUUACUGGGCCCGACGCGCAGAGGGGUCCCAGAGGCAGCGGCUGAUCUACCUAUGUAUCGACAUCUGCUUCCCGAACAACAUCUGUGUGUCCGUCUGCUUUUAUUACCUCCCAGACUGA